Molecule: messenger RNA, 1370 nt
Organism: Aspergillus sclerotioniger CBS 115572
Lineage: Eukaryota; Fungi; Ascomycota; Eurotiomycetes; Eurotiales; Aspergillaceae
Product: lactoylglutathione lyase GLO1
Exons: 5
Coding region: 407-1363 (318 amino acids)
Molecular function (GO): metal ion binding; lactoylglutathione lyase activity
Source: RefSeq, a predicted model, not a curated record
AUUGCUAUUUAUUGUUUCCCCUCGAUACCAUCUUUCAUGGAUCAACCAUGCACAAGUUGUUUACCUACAUGAUUCUGUCAAGGAUAGCAAGAUUGAGGCUAUCGACAAACUAGUACUAGGACCUAAAACACCACCUAUCCCCAAUCAAGAGCUCCAAUGAGAACUGGCAUUUUUAUUAUUAAUCGAAGCUCCCUCUGGCCUGGAUAGCGUCAUAGGGUGGUGGUGCCCCCACCUUUUUUCCGGCUCUCCUCACGCGGCUCACUAAACCCAACAAGCUAUCUUGUCUCUCGGUCACUUUUACCCCUCCCCCUCUUUCCUGGAUGUUCUCGCUUCCCUCCUUUCGCUCACCUUUCCUCAGGGUCCUCGUUCCACGAUUCUCGAUCGUACCUGUCGAUCACUCGCAACCAUGGCGACGGAUACUUCCAAGUAUAAGCUCAUGCACACCAUGAUUCGGGUCAAGGACCCGAAGAAAUCCUUGGAAUUUUACAAGUUCCUGGGCCUCAACCAGGUUAAUCAGAUUGAUUUCCCCGACAACAAGUUCUCUCUUUACUUCCUUGCCUACGACGGACCCCAGUCUCUCCAGGGUGAUCGCCAUUUCACCGACCGCAACGGUGUCUUGGAACUCACCCAUAACCAUGGCACUGAGAAUGAUCCCAACUACAGUGUGGUCAACGGUAACACCGAGCCCCACCGCGGUUUUGGUCACAUUGCUAUCUCCGUGGAUAACAUUGAGGCCGCUUGCAAGAGACUCGAGGAUGCCGGUUAUCCCUUCCAGAAAAAGCUCACAGAGGGCCGUAUGCGGCAUAUCGCUUUCGUCAAGGAUCCCGAUGGAUACUGGGUCGAGAUUAUCCGCCGCCACAAUGAGGAUGUUGGUACCACGACUGAUCCGUCCAGCUACCGGUUGAACCACACCAUGCUUCGUGUCAAAUCUGCCGAAGCCAGUUUGAAGUAUUAUCAGGAGGUCUUUGGAAUGACUCUACUGCGCACCGUCGAGAACAAGGACGCCGGUUUCAACCUCUACUUUUUGGGAUACCCUGGCGCCAACCCUGCACUUCGGGAGGAUGCCUCCAACCCGGUCUCCGAGUGGGAGGGCCUGCUCGAGCUUACCUGGAACUAUGGCACCGAGAAGCAGGAGGGCAAGGUGUAUCACGAUGGUAACACGGAGCCACAAGGAUUUGGGCACAUCUGUGUCUCGGUCGAUGACCUCCACGCGGCCUGUGAUCGAUUCGAGUCUCUGAACGUCAACUGGAAGAAGCGUCUCACUGAUGGACGGAUGAAGUACGUGGCGUUUAUCCUGGAUCCCGAUGGGUACUGGAUUGAGGUUGUCCAGAACGAGGCCCUCAAGCGCACCGGCAACCUGUGAUCAAGGG